Molecule: messenger RNA, 1604 nt
Organism: Oncorhynchus tshawytscha (Chinook salmon)
Lineage: Eukaryota; Metazoa; Chordata; Actinopteri; Salmoniformes; Salmonidae
Product: butyrophilin subfamily 3 member A2
Exons: 9
Coding region: 195-1604 (469 amino acids)
Source: RefSeq, a predicted model, not a curated record
GUGAAAGUGAAAGUAAAGUGUGAAACUCCACCACCCUUUUCCUCCGUUAUUUCUAGAACAGACGUCGUGUUACAUUCUGUUCGUUGACAAAUUAGUCUUUCAACUGUUUUGGUUUAUUUUUCUAAACUCCUAAUAGUUUAAUUGACCAGUUACAAACAGCUUUACCUUGGAGUCAGACUUGUUUUGUUCGUGAAAUGAAGACUUUUCCGACCUCGGCGGUCUGGUGUUUUGGGAUUCUGUUCAUCAGUGUUUCAUUGAUAACGACAGGGUCGUCUGAGGUUCAGGUUGUUGGACCGGCUGACCCAGUCGUUGCCUUAGCUGGUGAUGACAUCAUUCUACCAUGUUCCCUGGAACCCAAUGUCAGUGCUGAGGACAUGACAGUGGAAUGGACAAGAUUGUACCUGAAAACAAACGUCCAUCUUUACCUUGACGGUCGAGACUCCAAUGAUGAGCAACAUCCAUCCUACAGGGGAAGGACAUCAAUGUUUCAUGAAGAACUGAAGAAAGGCAACGUCUCCUUAAAGCUGACCAGAGUUACUCUCUCUGAUGCUGGAAGCUACAGGUGCUUCCUUCCAACACUGACCAGCCAGGUGAAGGAAACCACCAUUCAACUCCUUGUUGGUGCUGUAUCUCAGCCAGUGAUCUCUAUUGAUGGAACUAAAGACUGGGGGGUGGUCCUGAAGUGUGAGUCUGGAGGCUGGUUUCCUGAACCUGAUAUGGAGUGGCUGGACAGUUCUGGAACCAACCCCCCCGCUGAUGGACCUCCAGAGAAACACAGGGACUCAGAGGGCCUCUACACUGUGAGACAACAUGUCACCGUGGACAAGACUGACACCAACAUGUUCACCUGUAGAGUUCACCAGACGGAGAUCAACCACCUGAAGGAGACAGAGAUUCAUGUCCCAGAUGACGUGUUUCCUAAAUCACAAGUAGAGUUGAUUAUUGGUCUAAUAGCAGCAGCUGUUGUAGUUCUUGCAGCUUCAGCUGGUGUCUACAUGUGGAGAAAAUAUACUGAAGAGAAGAGAGAACUACUGGAACAACAAGUGAAGAACUUGAAAUUGAUUAGGGAAGUGAAGCGUGAUGCCCUGGUUGUGGACAUUCACAGGGUUCACCUCAGUCAGAAUGUUACCUUGGUGAUUCCCAUAGCAUUUUUCUUGAUCCGUUCUGAGAGGUACUAUGAGAUCCAUGCUGCCAGGACCAGACAGGACCAGAUGAAACUGUUGUACCAGGCUCUAGAAGAAGCAGAAGACACAAGACGGAUGAAAUCAGACUUUUACCGGAUUCUACUGGAUCUGGAACCUGAUCUUCUCAUCGAUCUGGGUGCCACAUUUGUGGACGUCAAUAAGGAUCAACUCAUUCAGAAGGUUACCAAGGUGAAGCCCAUCCUUCUUGAGCUGUUCUAUGAGAAGUUGUACUGUAACACCAGGAUCCACCAGAUGACCAGCCAGGACCAGAUGAGACAGUUGUACCAGGCCCUAGAAGAAGCAGACGACCCAAGAAGGGUGAAAUUAGACUUUUACAGGAUUCUACUGGAUCUGGAACCUGAUCUUCUCAUCGAUCUGGUGAAGAACUUGAAAUUGAUUAGGGAAGUGAAGCGUAAGUAG